This is a messenger RNA of Rotaria sp. Silwood2, 927 nucleotides long. The record is from the annotation of a GenBank genome assembly. NCBI's taxonomy places the organism in Eukaryota, Metazoa, Rotifera, Eurotatoria, Philodinida, Philodinidae.
AUGGUUUUCUAUAAAGUUUAUUCUCAAGAACGUCGUAUUCGUUAUUUCGCUCGUCCAUGUUCGACUGCUAUUUUGUUUCAAAUAAGUUGUCUUUUUCUUACUUUUCUACCACCAUUAUUUACUGGUUAUUUUACAAGUGGAUUUUAUUAUAAAGAAUUAACUUAUAGUGAACAAGCUAAUGUAACAUUUCUUGAAGAAUAUCAUUUAAUUAUUGAUUCGAUAUCGUCACUUCGAUUUUCUUCAUCUGAUGCACGUUUAAACAAUUAUUUUGGUUCAAGUUAUUAUCCAGGUAUUCUUAGAACUUAUUUACCACGAGAUGUUGAUGAUGAUGGUAUCAAUGAUCAACACAACAUAACAUUAACUGUAAUUUUACCAAGUACUAUUUCAGAUCAAAUUAUCAAUCUUUGGCUUCAAUUUCAAUAUUCACUCAAUCGAUAUCCGUUAAUGAAGAUGAAAACACUUGGAUUAAUAUCACUUAAAGCUCCUUCAUUGUUAUCAGCAACCAGUAGUAAAGUAACUGUCUAUGGACAACUUCGUUUUCAUCAACGUGAACCAAUAUUAAGUUAUGAAAAUUAUUCAUCUCUUCAAGAUCCAAUUAUAGAUUUUGGAACUUAUUCACUUGUGCCAUCAUUUGAUGAUAUAUUAGAUAAAUAUAGUUCUCGUAAUUAUUUUACAACAUUUGAUCAACAAUAUGUUCAAUGGUCAUCAUCACCUUCAACCAGCAGUUUCGUACAAUUAACAAUUAAUGUUAUUGUUAAUAUAGGUCCACAAGUAUAUCGUUAUGUACCAAGUUUUUGGAAAGAAUUUCGUUGGUCAUGGAUUCAAUAUUUUACUAGUUUAUUACCAUUUUUUUAUAUUGCCAAUAAAGUAAAAGAAUUUGUAUUUAGUAAUGGACUUGUACGAACUGUUAUUAGAAAAUUUCCUUAG